Messenger RNA from Sporothrix schenckii 1099-18, 786 nucleotides. RefSeq lists its product as uncharacterized. The transcript has a single exon. NCBI's taxonomy places the organism in Eukaryota, Fungi, Ascomycota, Sordariomycetes, Ophiostomatales, Ophiostomataceae. The coding region runs from base 1 to 786 and encodes 261 amino acids. The record is from RefSeq and is a predicted model, not a curated record.
AUGGCGGCUGCUACAUCUGCACAGCUGCGUUUCCUCACAGACGCGGCGUAUUUGAUGCGACAGGCGGCGCCGCACACAUCCGCCCAUCUGAUGCGCCGUCGAAUCGACUUGGCCCUGACCGCACAAGCACAAUCCCAGGCGCAAGGACAGGCAGCGACGGGCCCGCCUGUACCUGUCGCGGCGCUUCCCCAGACGGAUGUUCAGCGCCAGCUUGUUUGCACGAGCUGUGGCCUCGUCCUGAUGCCCGGCAGCGACAACACGACACUGACGAUCCAGUCCGGGCGGUCCUCGCAAAAGCAUAGACGGAAACGGAAGCGGGACGAAAAGACCGACACGGCUGCGUCUGAGUCGGACAAGAACAAGAAACCCCAUGGUCCGGCAGCCGAGCCCCAUGCGGGCAUUACAAAGGUGUACAAAUGCGGUCUCUGCCGCCGCGAGACACGAAUUGUCCUGCCACCACCACCACCACCACUCUCGAAGCAACGAAAGCAGACAAAGCAAACAGAGCGCAAGCCCGCAGCUGCAGCCAGGGCCAAAGACGACAUCAAGCCGGCACCGGCUGCUGCCCAGACUGCGACACCACCGUCAGGAACGCCGAAACCAAGCACGGCGUCAACAGCAAUCGUUCCUCCAGCACCAGCCAAGGCAUCAUCCAAUGCCAGCAGCAAAAAGCGGGCCAAGAACAGAAAGGCCGGGCUUUUGGCCCUCCUCGACAAAAGCCGGAGCUCGGACAGCAGCGGAUUGGGUGGCUUGAAUUUGAGUUUCGACGAUUUUCGCAGGAAAUGA